Molecule: messenger RNA, 2448 nt
Organism: Medicago truncatula (barrel medic)
Lineage: Eukaryota; Viridiplantae; Streptophyta; Magnoliopsida; Fabales; Fabaceae
Product: cyclic nucleotide-gated ion channel 4
Exons: 8
Coding region: 254-2302 (682 amino acids)
Source: RefSeq, a predicted model, not a curated record
AAAAAAUGAAACACUGAAACCCAUAACUUAGUUCCAAAUUAAUGUACGUAAGUGGAGUGAGAGUAGAGGCAUGGCAACGUCAUUAUACUCCAAAAGCUAGCUACCAUCCAUCAGUUUCCUUUCAUGUUCUCUCUUCCCACCUCACUCUUACCCUUUGCAUGCAUCUCAUUUCCCUUAAUAUAACUAACUAACCACUCAAUUUUUUCUUCAUUCUCUCUCUCUCUCUCUCUCUCUGAUCAUAUAUCCUCCAUCCAUGGCCCCCGAUCAACAUCACUCAAGUUUUAAUUCAAACAUGCAACACUAUUACUACAACACCACUGAUGAUGACAUCGACGAUAUCGUCAACAACGAGGUUGUUAACGAUAGCGACGAGUACGAGGAGGACGAGUAUCAGUAUCACUACGAAGAAGAUGAUGAAAAAGAAGAAACCAAACAGCCACAAAAACGUUGUUCAUCUUCUUUUUCAUUGAGUAAGGUAUUACUUGAUCCAAGAGGAAAAUGGGCUGAAGAAUGGAAUAGAGUAUUUCUUUUGGUGUGUGCAAUGGGGUUAUUUGUGGACCCACUUUUCUUCUAUGCAAUCUCUAUAAGUGACACGUGUAUGUGUCUAUUUAUAGAUGGUUGGUUUCUAGUUACCGUCACCGUUAUCCGUUGCAUGACGGACAUGUUACAUCUCUGGAAUAUUUGGUUGCAGUUUUAUAUUCAUAAACAUAAACGCUCCUCUUUUGGCUUCAUUCAUCAUGGAACUCUUUCUUCUAACUCCUUCAAAGUCAACAAAGCCUUUUUCUUUAACAUCUUUAUCCUCCUCCCUCUCCCUCAGAUUGUGCUAUGGGUGACAAUUCCAUCUUUGUUAGAGCAAGGAUCGAUUGCGCGGGUGAUUACUGUAUUGUUGAUUAUGUUCCUGUUUCAAUACCUUCCUAAAAUUUAUCACUCAGUUUGCUUCGUGCGUCGAAACCUCACAAAUGGUUUCAUUUUUGGAACCGUUUGGUGGGGAUUCGCUAUCAAUAUGAUCGCUUAUUUUGUCGCUUCCCAUGCAGCAGGGUCAUGUUGGUAUUUGUUGGGACUUCAAAGGGCAGCAAAGUGUCUAGAAGAGCAAUGUGAGACAACACCUGGUUGUGGACUAAGAACACUGUGUUGCAAAGAACCAAUAUACUAUGGAAACUAUAACAUGUUGAAGAAGUUAGACAGAACAAGGUUGGUAUGGUCACAGAACACAGAAGCAAGGUCUACAUGUUUAGCUAGUGCUGAUAACUAUGAAUUUGGAGUUUAUGAAUGGAGUGUUCAACUUGUUACAAAUAAUAGUCGAAUUGAAAAGAUACUCCUUCCUAUCUUUUGGGGCCUAAUGACUCUCAGCACUUUUGGGAACCUCCAGAGUACAACGGAAAGGAUGGAAGUCGUUUUCAACACUAUUAUAUUAACCAGUGGCCUCCUUCUAGUCACUAUGCUAAUUGGAAACAUCAAGGUAUUUUUACAUGCUACAACGUCAAAGAAGCAAGCAAUGAAAUUGAAGAUGACAAACAUGGAGUGGUGGAUGAACAAAAGACGGUUGCCACAAGGACUUCGGCAGCGUGUGCGUAACUACGAGAGACAGUGUUGGGCUGCCAUGCGCGGCGUUGAUGAAUGUCAGUUGAUAAAAAAUCUCCCGGAGGGUUUGAGAAGGGAUAUCAAGUACCAUCUUUGUUUGGGUUUGGUGAGACAGGUACCACUUUUUCAACAUAUGGAUGAAUUGGUCCUAGAGUACAUUUGUGACCGUGUCAAGUCCCUUGUAUUCACAAAGGGAGAAACAUUAACAAGAGAAGGAGACCCAGUUCGUAGAAUGCUAUUUGUGGUAAGGGGUCACCUUCAAAGUAGCCAAUUCCUAAGAGAUGGAGUUAAAAGUUGUUGUAUGUUAGGACCAGGAAACUUCAGUGGAGAUGAGCUUCUAUCAUGGUGUUUAAGAAGGCCAUUUAUAGAACGUCUUCCAACAUCAUCGUCAACUUUGGUGACGCUUACAACAGUCGAAGUAUUUGGACUUGAAGCAGAGGAUGUCAAAUAUGUGACGCAAAAUUUUAGGUACACAUUUGCAAAAGAAAAUGUUAGAAGAAGUGUUAGAUAUUACUCACCUGGUUGGAGAACUUGGGCUGCUGUGGCAAUUCAAUUGGCUUGGAGAAGGUAUAGGCAUAGGUUGACUUUGAGUUCUUUGUCCUUUAUUAGGCCUCGUAGGCCUUUGUCAAGGUCUACUUCUUUAGAAGAGGAUAGACUUCGUCUCUAUACAGCUUUGCUAACCUCGCCAAAGCCUAAUCAGGAUGGUUUUGACUCUUCAUAACAUUGUGUUUGUGGAAAAUGAAUUGAUGUAGUUAUGUAUGCUGUUUAGUAUGUAGAGUUUUAUUUACUUUUUGGAUUAAUUACAAUUUUAAUCUUUAUUGUUGGCUAUGUGCGAUUUUGUCUUACAAUAAUUUUUUUAAUUGAUCA